Messenger RNA from Meriones unguiculatus (Mongolian gerbil), 743 nucleotides. Its product is annotated as hepatitis A virus cellular receptor 1 homolog. Bases 89 to 721 code for a protein of 210 amino acids. Gene Ontology annotation, biological process: phagocytosis, engulfment; positive regulation of mast cell activation. NCBI's taxonomy places the organism in Eukaryota, Metazoa, Chordata, Mammalia, Rodentia, Muridae. Gene Ontology annotation, cellular component: cell surface. Gene Ontology annotation, molecular function: virus receptor activity; phosphatidylserine binding. The record is from RefSeq and is a predicted model, not a curated record. The transcript has 5 exons.
CUGAGAAUUAAGACAUGACCAGAUAGCACAUGCUGAGUGCCAUAGCCAAUGAGAGUAUCUUCUUAUUUUCCUCCAGGUCAAUGCCAGGAUGCAUUGUCAAGUCUUUAUUUCAGGACUCCUACUGCUUCUCCCAGCCGCCUUAGCAUCGUUCACAGAAGUGCGUGGAGAGGCGGGUUACCCUGUCACACUGCCGUGUUCAUAUCCAGCGACUCGUAUACUCUCAUUCGUGUGCUGGGGUCGAGGGGGAUGUACUUCUGACAAAUGUGGACAAAUGCUUUUCUGGACUGAUGGUCGCCGAAUCAACUAUCGGGCAAACAACCGCUACCAGCUGAAGAGUCCGCUUCUUCAAGGAAAUGCGUCCUUGACAAUAGAGAGUGUCGCUGAGAGUGACAGUGGUGUCUACUGCUGUCGAGUGGAAACAAAGGGAUGGAAUGGCGUGCAGAGCCUGAACGUCUCACUGCAAGUUCAACCAGGAAGCAAUCUACCUGUGACCAAGACAAAAGGUUUCUAUGCUGGAAUCUCCAUUGCCUUGCUGCUUCUGCUUUUUGUGAGCACAGUGGUAAUUGCAAAGUACAUCCUAAUGAAAAAGAAGCCAGAAUCUCCAAGCUUGGUGGCCUUCUGCGUUUCUAAGAUGAGAACUUUAAGAAAUACAAAGGUCGUGCAACCACGAGCCCAAGACAACAUCUACAAUAUUGAAGACGGUCCUCCUGUCAAAGGUUAGGUUGCAUGGAAGGCUGCAAUGA